AUGGCACCCAAAAAGAAAGUAGAACGCACGGCUGCUUCUUCGCGGCCCAAACGAACGCCCAAACCAACCACCUUUGCCACGUCUUCAUCUGCUGCUGCACCAAAGCCCAAGAAGAAGAGCACUGCCACCAAGAAAGCAGCAACUAAGACGGCUGCUCCCAAGAAAACAGCAGCGACCAAAGUCACCAAAAAGACGGCUCCAAAGAAGACUGUGACCAAAAAGGCGGCAACCAAGGCCGCUGCUAUGAAAGCAGGGGCCAAAGGAGCCCAGAAAGACGCCCCCAAGUAUGAGAAGUGGGUUGUACCUCUUUGGGUGAACCCACUGGGGGCUGAAGGUGAAAAGAGAAUCGCCCAGAAAAAGGAACUCGAGAAGUCCAACCACCAAAUGUGGAAAGCGUCCGUCCUCAGUUGCUGGAAGCACAGCGCUCAAUUCAAAAAAGGUCUCAAGCAAGACUACGAAGAAGGAGUGGCCAAGGGCGAGUACGAACCCAAGGGCUACGAAAGAUUCCGCACGUGGAGCAUGAAAAUCUACUCGGAAGCCUGGGACAAAGCCUAUGCGAGAAAGAUUGGCUCGCUGGAGGGCGACUACAAUUACGACGAGGCCAAAGCCAUGAAGAGAGAGAUGUGUGGGCAAAUGGACAACCACGAGAUUCCUCACAUCCAUGACUUCGAAGGCUUCCUCUACUGGAAAGAAAUUGAGAAGCAGAGGGCCAAGCUUGUUACAAAGUACAAGGCAGAGUACAAGGCAGAGCAAAAGAAGAAGCAGCAACAGCAAAAGGGAAACGUCAGUGCCAUCAGCUCCCCAGUCAAGAAAGCGCAGAACACCAUCGUUAAUGCCAGUCCAGUGAAGAACGUCCAGGAAGCGUUUGCAAGGAGCAGGUCUAAGAGUCCGGAGAAGAAGAGUCCAGCAAAGAAGAUGUUGAGUAAUGAUAGUGGUUAUCAGGCUGAUAAUGAGCAGCAGAGUGUGAUGAGUAGGACGUGGGAGCUUGCUGCUAACGCUGUCGAGGCCAUGAGGAGUGCGGUCAAUCCAGAGUAG
Molecule: messenger RNA, 1035 nt
Organism: Aureobasidium uvarum
Lineage: Eukaryota; Fungi; Ascomycota; Dothideomycetes; Dothideales; Saccotheciaceae
Source: the annotation of a GenBank genome assembly